CGACACAUCACAAAGGAUGAAGAACGACUGGGAAACUUGCAAAACGCAAAUUUUUCAAGUGUUUUAUCAUACCUUUUGAAAGUAAGACGAACAUACAGCCAGGAAACAACACCGGUCCUUAAGAUGUCCUACUCAUCGCGACCCCUCCCUUCUCACUUGCAGCAAGCAUCAACUACUGGGAACUCUGCAUCGAGUGGACAAUCACCGAUACUACUCGCGCGGAUCAAUGAAAAGAAAGCAGAACUGGAAAACCUGAAGCAAUUGAGAGAUCUCAGUGCUGGCUUAGCAGGUCAGAUGCAGAUGCUGGAGGAGAAGUUGGCUACACUAUCAGACGGAACAGAAGCUGUGGCUACGGUAUUAGGAAACUGGCACAAUGUCCUUCGUGCGAUCAGCAUGGCUUCCAUGAAAAUCCCUAGGCCCAAGGAAGGAGAAGAUAAUACCACAGUCAACGUGGAGAAGAAGGCCGACUCGGAGCUCCCCCUCCCGCAAACGCUUGUGCGGAUACCAACAGAACAUGCACCGAUGCUCCAACAAUCAAGUUCCGGUGGAGGCAAUGGAGAGUCAUAAGCUACCCCACGAAGGCGGGAUGGACGAAAUAUAUGAAUGAUGAGAACGUUUGGUGCAUUGGGACGGCGUUGGCUAUGGAAAGGAAGUCCGCUUGGCUGGAACUACUGUUGAAGCAUCUCCCCUGCAUGUGAUACCCCUAGAUCCUGCAUGACAAGUGCCAAGCCAUGAAUUGCAGAAUUUGGACUGUUGAACGCUAAGUACAACAUGACACUCCCUCAAAAAUAAUGGUCAACUUUGCUUCUAUAAUUUUUGCUCGUCCGGUUGCUUUUUCUCCUAUAAUAUAUCUGCGCGUGACGCGGUCGCGAAAAGGUCGCGCUUGCCUUCUGCCGUUGCCAUGACAAUCUAGCCUGAAAACAUUGUUUCAACUAGCUCAAACCGCCCGCAUGGACAUCCUCGCAAUACCCACGAAACAAUCGAUAAGUG
Messenger RNA from Hyaloscypha bicolor E, 990 nucleotides. RefSeq lists its product as uncharacterized. Gene Ontology annotation, biological process: mitotic cell cycle; attachment of spindle microtubules to kinetochore. Bases 124 to 567 code for a protein of 147 amino acids. Gene Ontology annotation, cellular component: mitotic spindle; mitotic spindle pole body; DASH complex. Lineage: Eukaryota; Fungi; Ascomycota; Leotiomycetes; Helotiales; Hyaloscyphaceae. The transcript has 3 exons. The record is from RefSeq and is a predicted model, not a curated record.